Carcharodon carcharias (great white shark) is the source of this 4828-nucleotide messenger RNA. It is a transcript of the gene trib2, whose product is annotated as tribbles pseudokinase 2. Bases 1150 to 2190 code for a protein of 346 amino acids. Gene Ontology annotation, cellular component: nucleus. The transcript is spliced from 3 exons. NCBI's taxonomy places the organism in Eukaryota, Metazoa, Chordata, Chondrichthyes, Lamniformes, Lamnidae. Gene Ontology annotation, molecular function: mitogen-activated protein kinase kinase binding; ATP binding; protein kinase activity. Gene Ontology annotation, biological process: regulation of MAP kinase activity; protein phosphorylation; positive regulation of proteasomal ubiquitin-dependent protein catabolic process. The record is from RefSeq and is a predicted model, not a curated record.
CAGUCAGCGAUUGCAUUGAAUGAGAGUCAGUGUUGCUGACAUUAUUCAGAUUGCAGCCACGUAAGUAAUAUACAGGCAGCGGAAAGAUGAUGUCUUAUGUCGGCUGUUGCUAAAAGGGAUUGGCCUGGUCCUCACGGCCAUCCCUUAAUAUAGAGCAAAAAAAGCUGCAGAUAUUUAUUUUCUUUGUUUCCUUUUUUUUCCGGCAUAUUUCGUUUUGCAAACAAAAACUCCAAAAAAAUUGUGCAUCCCAAGGUCGUCAUCUCAACAACUGUGCAAUUGCAAAGGCAUCUGGAGUUUCAAAGUCAUCGCUGUGUUUGGAACCUAGGCUUGGAGGAAUUAAGACUGCACGGUGGGAACACGAUACGAUUGAUCUCUUUUGUCCUUGACUGUUACUUUUUAAAAAAAAAAUUAUAUAUAUAUAUAUAUACAUAUGCAUAUAUAAUAGGUGCUCGCCAAUAUCGGAAAGUACUCGCCAGCCAAAGACUUUCUCAUGCGUGCGUGCAAAAUAAAUCUUUUAAAGUUGUACUUGGACGUUGUAAAGCAGAUGCGAGAGGGUGAAUGCCAUACUCUUGUUUGAUGAUAGUUUGAGGCUAUUUUGUUUCAGCUGCACAAGAGAAAGACGGCGACAGAGGGGAUCGGACGCCAUCUAGAGUUGGAGGGUGAGGAGUUGAGUCAAUUCCCCUGUCCGUCGCCACCUGGCUGGCUUGUGUGCAAGCGCCUCGGCCAGUCAGUGUUGUGUGUGUUUUGCUGCGGCGAAUGCCCUCGCGUAACCACAAGAACAAAAAGCAUUGUGAGCUGGCGCUCCACGUUCCGCUUCGACAGUAUCAGGGCUUUGAUUGCAUUGGACUGUUUGCUAUAAAAGCUGCAUUCAUAUGAUCCAUCCGAACAAUCUAUGCAAAAGACAAAAACUGUAGCAAUAAACUUACAGCCUGCAUUAUUACUCCAAAUGGUGCUUAUUUUAAAAUAAAGAAAACUCCUUUACUCUUACUGGGGAAAAAUACAACUGGACCUACAAGUCUAGACCAAAGUGCAAGAUACGGGGGAAACGCUCCUACAGUUUCUGGAGUUAAAAAGAACUCCCUAAACUUAAUACAAACGUGAACGCUUGUCAGUGAAGUAUUUUUUAAGUGGACUACUAUUUACAGCCCCAUGAGCAUACAGAGAUCCAGUCCAAUCAGCAUUGUAAGGUAUGGACGAUCGAGGCAUAAGACUCAUCACGAAUAUGAAGAAUUAUCUUGUGUGAGGACUAGUGACUGCAGCCAGAGUUUCAGCCCGAACCUAGGCUCUCCCAGCCCACCUGAAAGCCCUAACUCGUCUCAUUGCAUUUCUCAAAUCGGACAAUAUCUAUUGUUGGAGCCUUUAGAGGGUGACCACGUUCUUGGGGCUGUGCAUUUGCAUAGCGGCGAGGAGCUCGUUUGUAAGGUAUUCGAUGUUGGUCGAUAUCAAGAAACAUUGGCAGCUUAUUUUUAUUUGUCUGCGCACGAAAGCAUCAAUCAGAUAACUGAAAUUCUUCUAGGGGAGCAACGAUCGUAUGUUUUCUUUGAAAAGAGUCAUGGGGAUAUGCAUUCAUUUGUUCGCACUUGCAAGAGGCUCAAAGAGGAUGAAGCAGCAAGAUUGUUCUAUCAGAUAACGUCUGCUGUAGCGCACUGCCAUGACAAUGGCGUGGUACUGCGAGAUCUCAAAUUAAGAAAAUUUGUAUUCAAAGACGAGGAACGGACUCGAGUAAAGCUGGAAAGCUUGGAGGAUGCUUAUAUCUUGAAUGGUGAAGUCGAUGCUCUCUCAGACAAGCAUGGAUGCCCAGCUUAUGUGAGCCCCGAGAUCCUUAACACCAAUGGCAGCUACUCUGGUAAGGCAGCUGAUGUUUGGAGUCUAGGUGUAAUGCUGUACACAAUGCUUGUUGGACGAUAUCCCUUCCAUGAUGUGGAACCAAGUUCACUCUUCAGCAAGAUUCGACGUGGCCAGUUUAACAUUCCAGAAACUCUCUCCCCACGGGCGAAAUGCCUUAUCCGUAGCAUUUUGCGUCGUGAGCCUUUGGAAAGGCUGACAUCCCGGGAAAUCUUGGACCAUCCCUGGUUUGCCUCUGAUUUUGCAGCUUCUAGUUCCGGAUAUGGUGCUAAUGAAAAAGAAGCAGUUGAUCAACUGGUACCUGAUGUGAAUAUGGAUGUUGAGUUGGACCCAUUUUUCAACUGAGUUUACCCAUAGGUUGGGUGUCGUCAAGAAGAUAUUAACAGCUGGUACCCACCACAUGGCGUCCUUCCUGAACUGAUUAAUGGUACCCUGAAUUGACCUAGCUUGGUAGCAAAAGUGGUGCAGAUGUACAGUGACUUAAAUGACUAGCAGAGUGGGACUCCUAAGGUUAACAUGUAGCACAAGUAAUCAGGUGGUUCUGCUAUCAAGUUAGAUUGAUUGAUCGGAAGGAAAAGGCAGUGUAAAAUGUUGCAGCUUCUCAUCUCAUAGAGCCACGGAGAGCGCUGAAUACUGCACACAUGCAUAAUUGUGCAGCUCAUCACUCAUUUUAUAAUGGUUGCAAAUCACAAAUAGAAACUUAAUUAGCCUCGGCACACAAUGUAACACAUUGGCAUCGCACUGUUAGAUUAUUUUACUUCUCUCAUUAUUCAGGGAAUGUACAAUCCUCCUGUAAGAGUCUCCUAAAUUUUUUCUGAUGUUUUAACAUUUUAUUCAAUGUGAUUCAUUGAAAAAAAUUUAGGUGCACAUAAACCGACCAUAAAAUGCGGGUGCUAAAAUAAAAUUUCUGCUUGUGUUUAUAUGUAGCUAUUUUCAUUAUCUUGUGUAAUUUUUUUUUCAGAAUAUACUAAAUAUUGUCAGAAAAUGAGCAUGUUAAUGCUCAGUUCCCUAAGAGGGAAAACUGUUUUCUGUUGAGUGUAUAGUACUUCAAUGCAGGUUGGCAGGAACUAUUGAAAUUAAAUUUCAUAUGUAACUUCACUGGUAAGGAAGCCCAUAUUGGCAAACAUUCAGGGUUUGAAAUACACCUGCUGGAACCAUUAUACUAGUGUAAAGAAAAUAGUGUCCUAUCCAAUGAUAGUGUGUUUAUUUUAGACUUCAAUAUCCUACAAGUAUUAAAAUGUAUUUUAAAUUUCCCUACGUUUUCACUGCUCAUUUGUCCUUUCUUCUACAGCUAGGUAACAACUGCCUCGGGCUGUGCAAAGGUAUGGUAAUGAAGCCAAGCUAUCAUGUACCAGGCAAUUUUUAUCUAGCCCUCUUGAGACCAAUCAAAUAUUGUUUUUUUUUAAAGUGAAUGCACACUGACUAAAACAGUAACAAGGAUUGUCACAAAUCAUAGAUCUUUGUUUUUGGCAGCUGAAAAGUAGACUUUUUGAACACAUCUCACUACUUUUGGCUCUGAUCUAUUGAGUUGGCGAACAAGUCAACUUAUUGGUGAGUGUUUGCUCAUUUAAUCAGCAAAAUGUUUGUCUGUCUUGUCCUGCUGCAAACACAGGACCUCCUUGUGUGACAAAGACUUAACAAAAAAUCUUGUACAAGUGUUAAGCACCUAUAAUUGAGUAAUAUCACAAAACAAAUAAGUUUAAGCUAUUGCACGAGUGAAUGAGUGACUGGUUAGUGGUCUAAUAUUCUGUUCCGUGGCUUGGUGCUAUAUAGUUUAAUGAAUUCUGAAAUUGAAUCCUGGAUUGAAUAUUCAGUCUGUUCUGACAAUUCAAAGUUAUUUUAAUAAAAUAGAUUUUGAAUUGAAAUUAAAUGGGUUGAAAUUAAUAAGAAUAGACUGCAAUUGUUAAUAAAAUUGUUCCUGUUACUUGAAGGUUGUGCUGCCAUGAGGCGCCCUAUCUGCUGUCUGAAAAACUUAUGGUGCCUGGGACUGACCAAUCAUGAAUAUCUGCCAUUGUUAGGAAUCCACUUAUCAAGUGGGUUCCCUUCACAUUGAGCUCAGUGUGAUACAGUUACAUGCGUAAACAUCAGUUGUUCAUUUACACAAUUUCCUUUUUAAGUGUGGUUGUAAAGGCAUAAUAUGCCUAGAUUUAAAUUGUCAAGUUGUAUGGUUCAGCAAAAAAAUUGGAAUAAUACUUGGCAGUUAAAGUGGAGUAAGUUACUUAUUGCCUAUGGUUAAAAUAGUGAAAAUAAAGUAUAAAUAUGACUUUUUUAACAAUUAUAUUCAAAUGCAAGCACAUUUAUGGACCUAUAUUUGUAACAUUAUUGAGCACAGGCAAAUCUGCAGUGUGUAUUUCAAACCCUGGAUAGGUUGUAGAUUUUUUAAUUUUAGCUUGUCAAAUUACUUUUCUGCUUUCAAAUUGCUAUAUAUUAGAAAUUUCUUACCUUGCAUACUUUUCUCCUGUGUUGUCUCCAGUACCUCGGUUGUUUGAUUACUGCCUGUACCAGUUCUGUGAAAUGGUCAUGUUCUUGGGUAGGUAUACAUGGACUCUGUAGUACGUAUCUGUUAACUUGAAUUUGUGCUUUUAUAGUAUGUUGCAUGUACGUACAGCUACUUGACCUAUUUGGCUUAUGGAUGCUAUUGCCUGCAUUUCAGGAGAGCUUGUAUAUGCCAAUUAAAAACACAGAAGAGGAUGGUUAAUUAAAGUUCUCAUUUGGGGGGAGGGGGGGUGGGGGGGAAGCUGCAGCUGACCUGCCAAGUGUUAAUUUAAAAUUUUUCAAAAUAAUCAUGAAAAAAAUGGGAGUGAAUUAUAUUCACUCUGUGGAUGGUGCUAUGUUGAGAAGGAUUACUUGUUUUUGUUUCGAUCUAAAGUGGAAGGGGAACAGAGGAGACUGCAUGGUGGGUUUUACUGCCUCUGGUGUUUAUUGUAUUUGGUUUGAUGUUUUGUCCUAAUCUUCUCCUUCAGUAAAUAAAUUUGUGAAUUGC